Molecule: messenger RNA, 1990 nt
Organism: Bactrocera oleae (olive fruit fly)
Lineage: Eukaryota; Metazoa; Arthropoda; Insecta; Diptera; Tephritidae
Product: kelch-like protein diablo
Molecular function (GO): protein binding
Source: RefSeq, a predicted model, not a curated record
UUGAUUUUCAUACAAAUUUAAAUGGUAAAUCAGUUGUAUACAAAGAUAUUUCGUUUAAACUAAAAAAAUUAAAAAAUUGUGUAAAAUAUAUGAGCAAAAAUGGCAGACAACAACAUCGAAGCUUCUUUAAUGACUAAUGCGCCUUCAACCAGCAAUUUAGAGUACAAAUUCUCAGAUAGAGUUUUGGCACAAAUACGCGAAUGUCGCAACAACAAUCAAUACAUUGAUGUGGUUUUCACUGUGGGCGAACGCCAGAAGCGCAUACCGGCGCAUCGUCUUAUACUAGCGGCGUCAAGUAGCUAUUUUCAAGAGCUCUUUACCACGGAAGCGGAAACCAGUGAAAUCUCGUUGAAACAUAUCGAUGCCAACAGCUUUGAAACCUUAAUAAAUUAUUGUUACACCGGCAGCUUAUCGCUCGAUGAGCGCGCAGCACGCAAACUGGUGGUCGCGGCAAAAAUUUUGCAAUUCAAUGAAGUUGUGCGCUAUUGCAGCCGUUUUAUAGUGAAUAAAUUGAGUUAUGCUAACCUACUGGAUGUCAUUUCCUUCGCUGAUGAUCACGGUUGUAAAGAUUUGCGUGCUAAGGCAUUCGGCUUUGCGAUGGAACAUUUCAAAGAGGUACUUACAAACGGAGAACUGUUGCGCUUUAGCCCCGCGCUCAUGGAGGAGUUGGUGGAGAGCGAUGAAUUGAAUGUGUACAGUGAAUCAGAUGUUUUUGAUGCCAUCAUGCGUUGGUAUAAAUAUGAUGAAGAAAAUCGACGCCCCUACUUAAUAAAUUUGCUUUCAUUGCUGCGCAUCACACAAUUAGAGCCAGCCUUUGUUUUCAAGCACAUCAAACCAAUACCGGGUAGUGACCGUUUAAUAUUAGAUGCAUUGGAUUGGUUUCAUGUGCCCGAAACGCGUUGGCAAACUAAAUUGAAGUACACCAAGCCACGCAACUCACGCAAUUGUCUCAUGGCUGUGGAGGUUAAUAUCAUGGAUGAAAGCAAGCGCUUUCUGCGUUACGAUCCUAUAGCAGAUUCUUGGGCGCGCUGUGGUCAAGUUUUAGGCGAGAAAACCGAUUACGGCACAAUAUUCGUGAAGAAUUCGCUCGUCUUCAUCGGCAAUAAAUAUAUAGUGCGUUUCGAUUUGGAAAAACAACAGUGGGAGACACCACAACCGGUACGCAAGCGACGUGAAUUGAUUUGUGUGGCUGUGUUGCAAGAUAAUAUAUAUUUAAUUGGCGGAUAUUGCAAGAUGACCAAAAACACAGUCGAAAUGUUCGAUUUGCGCACAGGCGAUUGGCUGCGUGUAGCACCGAUGUUAGAAGGCCGAUACUGUGCAAAGGCGGUGGUGCUCGACGAGCGCAUCUAUGUUAUGGGCGGGUCAGAGAACGAAUGCGCGCUCAACUCAGUCGAGUGUUACGAACCGAUGUUGGAUACAUGGGAAGCACGCGCCUGUAUGAUAGAAGCGCGUGCUUCUCCCGGUGCCGCCGUCGCUCAUGGCUACAUUUAUGUUUUGGGUGGUUACAAUGAUUCACCACUGGACACAGUCGAGCGAUUUAAUCCUGUUAAAAAUGAGUGGAUUAAAGUUUGUUCGCUGACAACGGCACGUAGUCGUAUUAGUGCGGUCGUAUUCAAUUAUCAUCUACUGGCUUUGGGUGGCACAAAAAAUGGCGAAGGAGUAAACUGCGUAGAGGAAUAUAAUGUGGACGCAGAUAAGUGGGUGUUGAAGGCACCUAUGCCCAACGGUGCGGCCUAUAGUUCCUUUGUAGUGCCGACACAUUUGGCGGAUCAAUUGCAAACCUUUUUGGCCGAUGUAAGUCAACCCGCACAUUAAACAGACGUUUUAAACCACUACAACAGUAAAUAUUUUCAUUAAAUCACGCAAUUAAUUUAGAUUUUACAUACUUUAAGAUUAUUUAUUUGAUCAUUUAUUUAUGCCUUUAAAAUAUUGUAGUUAACGCCUACUGUAAAAGAGCGCAUGAAAUUUUAAAUAUACUCGCAUAUAUAUG